Molecule: messenger RNA, 2001 nt
Organism: Penicillium oxalicum
Lineage: Eukaryota; Fungi; Ascomycota; Eurotiomycetes; Eurotiales; Aspergillaceae
Exons: 2
Coding region: 1-2001 (666 amino acids)
Cellular component (GO): extracellular region
Molecular function (GO): IgE binding
Source: RefSeq, a predicted model, not a curated record
AUGGUCUCAACGAGAUCUGGGGCAGGUGUUUCGAAACCCAAAACUUCCCCAAAGGAAAGUGUAGAGAAGCUGAAAGAUGCUGCGAAUGGAGACCUCCCACCUGCUAAAGCUCGGGUAGCCAAUGAACAAGCAAUUGUCAGAGAUGCAACAACAGAGGGUGAACGAGGCGCAGACCAAGAGCAUUCAGUCGAGACGCAGUCCAAGCCAGAGUUUGACGCGAUGGAGGGUAUCAGCCACGAGCCCGUUGGCGAGCCACAAGCGGAUUCAAACCUGCAGGACGCCUCUGGCAGCGGGUCAUCCAGGCCAACAAAUGACGCAUCCCCAACUGCGUCACGAUCUGAUACCUCCAUGUCUGAACCUUCUGAUUCAGAUCAAGAGUCGGAGCUUCUCGCAGAUUUUGAAUCCCUCAGUCUGAAAAGUGGCCCGUCUGGAGUCGUUGAUGGCUUCGGCGGAAAGGGAAGAAGCGCUUUCUGCAUACUGCGGGAUGGGCCACGUAAUGCGCCAAUUUAUCAUUUCACGCGAACCAAUGGGUUCAAUACCCAGGGUUUCAAGAAUCUCUCGUACCACCGCAUCACCCUUUUGGACUACGAGAAUGAAAAGGAAGAGAAGAACUGGGUGUACACAAAAGAAAAUGUUCAAGGGAUCGUGGGGAUUGCUAUUGAAGUCAGACCUGAUACACGCGAAUACAAGCGCAGUCCGCAGGCGUGGGUCAAGAUCAGGUGGAAGAAUAUUAAGCUUGAGCACAAGACGCUACUCAUCAAACUUGAUCCGGACGACGUCAGCAAGCGCCACUCCUCCUGGAUUCCAAAGUCAGACCUUGUCAGGCUGGUAGGCCGCAAGGCAGCAGAAUCCAAGAUCAGUGAAGCAUGGGAUAAACAAGAAGAGAAACAUCUGAAAUCCCUGGGAAACAAGGGCCAAAUGGUUGACCGCUCCCCGACCCCAUGUCCGCUAGAUGCUUUUGUGGCAAAAAGAGAGCAACGGGAAGGGUCACAGGGCCUUUCACCUCCCUACCGCAUGACUCCACGUCAAAUUGAGCCAUUGAACCGUGCUGGACCAAAGAAUGUUGGAAUUCAGCCCCAAGAAACGGUCACCAAAGAAGAACCCGAAGGAGACACCAACUUGUUCGUUCCACCUGCUUCGCUCGUUACACAGAGCCCCCCAUCAAACACCGCUGGCCAAGAAAAUGAACAGAAGCAAGCUCAAGGCCCGCUUCAGUUUAACUACGAUUCUUUUCUUGAGGGUGUGAAACGAAGAGAGAAAUGGCACCGCUUAAGUGAAGAAGAUCAGGAGCGGAGAUUGGCCGAAGCCGAGGUGAGCAAUGCUUAUGAGGAACCUCCUGGAAUUACAACUUCCAGUAAAAAGCCUAUAAAAGUAAGCCGACUCUCCUGGGUAACCACUUUUGGUGGUACAACAAACUCCAGCGGCAAAGGUGUGAAUUACUUUGGCAAUGUCGGCGACCCAUACGGAAGCAACAUUAUUGACGUGUCAGAUGACGUUGCAAAUCGAUAUAAAUAUGUGCGAUUUGAGGGACCUGUCACAGGGGAAGGCUGGACUGUGGUGAUCUGGAACAAAAUCGGACCCGAUGGUUCGCUAGGCGGCUGGUAUGGGUAUGACUGCAGAAAAUUCACUUUGAUGCCUGGCCAAAUCAGGUACAUUGCGAUUGAUGAAAAUUCUCAAGGCGCGUGGGCUGCCGCUCCCGGUGCUUCUAUACCGGUUGAUACCCUUGGUGGCUACGCUGCGACAUGGGGUGAAUUUGACUUUGGUUCAGCUAUCAACUCCGGUUGGUCAGGGUUCGAUGUGUCCGCUAUAGCUGCACAGAAUGCGGGUCUGCCAGUCCAAGGUAUGAAAAUAUGCGACGUGCUCUCCGGCAUCUGCUCUUAUAUCACUAAGAACGCUGCCAUUGUCAAUAAUGCCUACGUAAGCUCCAUUGCUGGAAUGGGCGGUAUCGGAGGCAAUCUUUCACCUGGGCCACUCCGGCUCUUGUGCUCCCCAAGCCCCUGA